This is a messenger RNA of Mugil cephalus (flathead mullet), 6030 nucleotides long. RefSeq names its product glutamyl-prolyl-tRNA synthetase 1 (gene eprs1). Gene Ontology annotation, cellular component: aminoacyl-tRNA synthetase multienzyme complex; cytoplasm. The transcript is spliced from 36 exons. The coding region runs from base 103 to 5166 and encodes 1687 amino acids. Gene Ontology annotation, molecular function: proline-tRNA ligase activity; ATP binding; glutamate-tRNA ligase activity. Gene Ontology annotation, biological process: translation; glutamyl-tRNA aminoacylation; prolyl-tRNA aminoacylation. The record is from RefSeq and is a predicted model, not a curated record. NCBI's taxonomy places the organism in Eukaryota, Metazoa, Chordata, Actinopteri, Mugiliformes, Mugilidae.
UGUCUUCAGCUCAGGAGUGGAUUUUUCAUGUCUGCUUCGUGGAGUGAGUCUCUUCACCAGUGUUGAAGCUUCACCACCUUUGUGGAAGAAGGAUCUCGCAGAAUGGCGUUAAACCUCACCAUCAACUCAAACAACCCACCUCUAGGAGCCCUCCUGGCUGCAGAGCAUGUGAAGAGCACUGUGCAGGUGUCUGUGGAGGAAGCUAAAGAUAACCGUCUUCACAUCUCAGAUUCCAUCCAGUUCAACGAUGCCAAUGCCAUCAGUCGCUAUCUGGCACGGGUGGCUCCUGCUCUUGGCCUCUAUGGAGCUAACAUGAUGGAGCAGACUGAGGUUGACCACUGGCUGGAGUUCAGCGCCCGGCGUCUGUGUGAUCAGCCCGGUCUGACUGUGGCGCUGGGUGAACUGGACAAGGUCCUGUCUCUACGCACCUUCCUUGUAGGACAUGCCAUCACCCUGGCUGACCUGUCUGUCUGGGCUGCCCUCAAAGGUCAUGAUGAAUGGCCAAGCCAGAGCAAAUCCUUCUCCCACGUCAGCCGCUGGUUCUUCUUCCUUAGCUCACAGGUUCCCUUCACUGCUGUGUGUAACAAGUACGCCAGCAAGAGAGCUCCACUCAACAAAUCCAAUUCGGACGACAAGAAGAAGGAUGUCGGGAAGUUUGUGGAAUUGCCAGGGGCUGAGAUGGGCAAGGUAGUGGUUCGAUUCCCUCCCGAGGCCAGCGGAUACCUGCACAUCGGUCACGCCAAAGCUGCCCUCCUCAACCAGCACUACCAAGUCUCAUUUAAAGGAAAGCUCAUCAUGCGUUUUGAUGACACCAACCCUGAGAAGGAGAAGGAGGACUUUGAGAAGGUGAUCCUGGAAGAUGUCGCCAUGCUCCAGAUUCAUCCGGACCAGUUCACCUACACCAGCGACCAUUUUCCCAUCAUAAUGAAAUUUGCAGAGAAGCUUCUUUCUGAGGGCAAGGCCUACAUCGACAACACCCCUCCUGAGCAGAUGAAGCAGGAGAGGGAGCAGCGCCUUGAGUCCAAGUGCAGAAGCAACACUGUGGAGCAGAACAUGAAGAUGUGGGAGGAGAUGAAAGCAGGGACGGAGUUAGGUCAGAGCUGCUGCAUGAGGGCCAAGAUGGAUAUGAGCUCCAACAACGGCUGCAUGAGAGACCCCACCCUCUACCGCUGCAAGAACACUCCCCACCCUCGCACCGGAAGCACCUACAAAGUCUACCCAACGUAUGACUUUGCCUGCCCCAUCGUGGACAGUUUGGAGGGUGUCACCCAUGCUCUUAGGACCACCGAGUACCACGAUCGUGACGACCAGUUCUACUGGAUAAUCGAUGCUCUGGGCCUCAGAAAGCCCUACAUCUGGGAGUAUGCCAGACUUAACCUCAACAACACAGUGCUGUCCAAGAGGAAGCUCACCUGGUUCGUCGACCAGGGAUACGUCGACGGGUGGGAUGACCCGCGCUUCCCCACUGUCAGAGGAGUCCUGAGGAGAGGAAUGACUGUGGAGGGACUGAAACAGUUCAUAGCAGCCCAGGGUGGAUCAAGAUCAGUGGUGAACAUGGAGUGGGACAAGAUCUGGGCCUUCAAUAAGAAGCUGCCAGUUAGCUGUCUGAAGGUCAUUGACCCUGUAGCUCCCAGGUACACAGCUCUGUCCAGCUCCUACGUGGUUCCAGUGUCCAUCCCAGAGGCUGCUGAAGAGAUGAAAGAAGUGGCCAAACAUCCCAAGAACGCAGAUGUCGGGAUGAAGGAGGUCUGGUAUGGACCUAGAGUUCUGGUUGAAGGAGCCGACGCCGAGACCUUCACGGAGGGAGAAGUGGUCACCUUCAUCAACUGGGGAAACCUCAUCAUCACCAAGAUCAACAAAGGGCCUGACGGUAAGGUUGUGUCCAUGGAAGCUCGUCUGAACUUGGAGAACAAAGACUUCAAGAAGACGACCAAGAUCACCUGGCUGACCGACACAACCAGCGCCCCGCUGCUGCCCACCAUCUGCAUCAACUACCAGCCGCUCAUCUCUAAAGCCGUCAUCACCAAAGACGACGACUUCAAGGAAUACAUCAACAAAAACAGCAAGUUAGAGGAGAAGAUGCUUGGCGAUCCCUGUCUGAAGAACCUGAAGAAAGGGGACAUCCUCCAGCUUCAGAGGCGGGGCUUCUACAUCUGUGACCAACCCUAUGAGCCAGUCAGUCCUAACAGCUGUAAGGAGAGUCCCUGCGUCCUGCUCUACAUUCCCGACGGCCACACUAAGGAGAUGCCAACUGCCGGCUCCAAGGACAAGAGCAAGAGCCAGGCCUCCAGCAGCACACCCGCCACCAAAGCCCCUUCACCCUCUGCCCCAGCCCCAGCCCCAGCCCCAGCCCCAGCCUCAGCGUCUGACCUCUUCUCAAGCAUCGUAGCGCAGGGUGAAGCUGUCCGCCAGCUAAAGGUUGCCAAAGCUCCUAAGGAUGAAGUGGACAAGGCUGUUCAGCAGCUUCUCUCUCUCAAGGCGCAGUUUAAGCAGCAAACCGGUGUGGACUACAAGCCAGGCAUGACUCCUCCUACAUCUGACCCGGCCCCACCUACCUCUUUGUCAGACUCUACCUCGUGUCCUUACACCCGCGUUUCCCAGCAGGGUGAGCUCGUCAGGAAACUGAAAGCAGAGAAGGCUCCUAAGGACCAGGUUGACGCUGCAGUGAAGCAGCUCCUCGCUCUCAAGGCAGAGUUUAAAAAGCUGACCGGUCAGGAUUACAAACCAGGAAUGGUCGCGGCCUCCUCCUCUUCCUCCUCCUCUUCUUCAACUCCGUCUGCGACCUCCUCCACCACUUCCCCUCCCCCUUCUUCUUCUUCUUCUUCUUCUUCUUCUACACCUACUUCCGCGGGCCUGUACGAGCGUGUCGCACAACAGGGGGAAGUCGUGAGGAAACUGAAGUCUGAAAAAGCUCCCAAGGACCAGGUAGAUGCUGCAGUGAAACAGCUGCUUGCCCUGAAGGCAGAGUACAAACAGACGACUGGUCAGGAGUACAAGCCUGGAGCGGCCCCGGCUCAGAAGGCCCCGGCUCAGAAGGCCCCAGCUCAGAAGGCCCCAGCUCCGGUCCAGAGCAGCCCCAGCCCUGUCCCUGCCGCCUCUGGCCUCUACGGGAAGGUUUCUGAACAGGGAGAAGUGGUCAGGAAACUGAAGGCUGAAAAAGCUCCUAAAGAUCAGGUCGACGCUGCGGUGAAGCAGCUUUUGGCUCUGAAGGCAGAGUACAAACAGCAGACUGGACAGGAUUACAAACCAGGUGCGCAAGCCCCAACAAGCCCCCCUCAGACUCAGACCACCUCUGCAUCCAACCAGUCCAGCUCUUCCCCACAGGCCCAAGAACUGUUCUCACAGGUUGCCCAACAGGGAGAGCUGGUGAGAAAGCUGAAGUCUGAGAAGGCCCCUAAGGACAAGGUGGACGAAGCUGUGAAGACUCUACUGGACAUGAAGAACAAGUACAAGACUCUCACCGGAGAGGACUACAAACCGGUGGCAGCUGCUGGAGCCACCGGAGGAGAGGACAAAAACCGCAAGGAGAGGGAGAACAAGUCUGAGAAACAAGGGGGAGGAGGAGGCGGGAAGAAGGCUAAAGGAGACAAGGCCGGGCAGGGCAAGGAGUCGUCAGGAGGAGCAGGAGGCUCAGGAGAGGGUCAAGGACCCAAGAAACAGACACGGUUGGGCUUGGAGGCUAAGAAAGAAGAGAACCUGUCUGAUUGGUACUCUCAGGUCAUCACUAAAGCGGAGAUGAUUGAGUACUACGACGUUAGCGGCUGCUAUGUGCUGCGUCCGUGGGCCUUCUCCAUCUGGGAGUCCAUUAAGGAGUUCUUUGACCGAGAAAUUAAGAAGAUGGGUGUGGAGAACUGCUACUUCCCCAUGUUCGUCUCUCAGGCUGCUCUUGAGAAGGAAAAGUCCCACAUUGAAGACUUUGCUCCUGAGGUCGCCUGGGUAACACGGUCAGGAAAGACAGAGCUGGCAGAGCCCAUUGCUGUCAGACCCACCAGUGAGACGGUGAUGUACCCAGCCUACGCAAAGUGGGUUCAGUCCCACAGAGACCUGCCAAUCAAGCUCAACCAGUGGUGUAACGUUGUGAGAUGGGAGUUUAAACAUCCCCAGCCGUUCCUGAGGACAAGAGAGUUCCUGUGGCAGGAAGGACAUACAGCCUUCGCCACAAAAGAGGAGGCAGCUGAGGAGGUGUUGCAGAUCCUGGAUCUGUACGCCAGGGUGUAUGAAGAGCUGAUGGCGAUCCCCGUGGUGAAGGGGAGGAAGACGGAGAAGGAGAAGUUUGCCGGAGGAGAUUAUACAACUACGGUGGAGGCUUUCAUCUCCGCCAGCGGCCGAGCCAUUCAGGGAGCGACGUCUCAUCAUCUGGGUCAGAACUUCUCCAGGAUGUUUGAGAUUGUGUUUGAGGAUCCUAAGAGGCCUGGCGAGAAGCAGCUGGCUUUCCAGAACUCCUGGGGAAUCACGACCAGGACCAUUGGUGUCCUCACCAUGGUCCAUGGAGACAACAUGGGACUCGUGCUGCCGCCCAAAGUGGCCUGUCUGCAGGUUGUCAUCAUCCCAUGUGGUCUCACUGCAUCCCUGCCAGAGCAGGAUAAGGAGGCGCUGUUAGUCCAGUGUUCCAAAUACCUGAGCAGGCUGCAGGAAGCUGGAAUCCGAGUGAAGACCGACCUCAGAGACAACUACUCCCCAGGCUGGAAGUUCAACCACUGGGAGCUCAAGGGCGUUCCGAUCCGCGUGGAAGUGGGCCCUAAAGACAUGCAGCAGCACCAGUGUGUCGCAGUGAGGAGGGACUCGGGCGCAAAGGUGACGAUUCCAGAGGCGGAGGUGGAGAAGAAGCUAGUGGCCAUGUUGGAGGACAUCCAGAACAGCCUGUUCAACAAAGCUUCAAAUGACCUGAAAACUCACAUGGUGGCUGUGGACACAAUGGAACAGUUCCAGAAAGAGCUGGACCAGGGCAAAAUUGUCCAGAUCCCGUUCUGUGGAGGCAUUGAAUGCGAGGACUGGAUCAAGAAAACCACUGCCAAGGACCAGGAUCUGGAGCCCGGUGCCCCAUCCAUGGGAGCCAAGAGUCUCUGCAUCCCCUUCUCUCCCCUGAAGACCCUGCAGCCCGGCCAGAUGUGUGUCAGUGGCAAGGAGGCGGCACAGUACUACACACUGUUUGGUCGCAGCUACUGAACACCUGCUCCUCUGAAGCAAGACAAAGAACUCAGUAGAAAAGGGCUUCCCCACCUUCUGUUACCAGUUUUUGUUAUUGUUUUUUUCAUUACAGAUCUCUUGUAGGUGUCUUGUAGGUGAAUAAACUGCAGGUUUUCAGUACGGGAAGUUAUGUUUUAACAGACAUUAACAUUGUUAUGAAGCAUAGGGAAGGAGGUGAAGGAAAAACAACUAGUUUACUCUUCUAAUUCUGUUAUUAUCCGUUAUUACGGCCCCUUGAAUGGAUUUAUUGACUGAAGGAUGGAAAUAACUACAACCUCUAAUGUGUCAUCCUCUAGAGUCCUAAAUAUGGCUAAUGACGUAAUAGUAGCUAGUGGAUUUGGAAACCCAUUUAUCUAUAUUUCUAUAUAACUCCUGACUUAAAAAAAAAGUCACAUUUUGUAUUAAUUUCACAUGUUUUGGUAAGGAUUUAUUCAUUUGGUGGGUUUGGGCCUUUUGAAAUCAUGAAAACUCUCAACAAAAAAGAAACAAGCAAUUUAAAAAUAAUAAUAAUCCAGUACUAUCAGUGGAAAAGUAAUCUCAGCCUGCCAACAGUCCCAUUUUACAGCCACGCUGUCUCAGGAACUUAGCGGGCUUGUACUCAGGCUUGCAGUCAGGGUGUCGCUGUCGCAGCUUUGUCAGCCCUGCUCCAUCUGUACGGUUGCAGUAUGCAGCUCGUGGUCCACAGCUGAAGGCAAAUCUUUCAGCUCCCCCAGAGCCAAGUUACGCAUAACUGUGACAAACUAUAUAUAUAUAUGGUUAAUAGCCAGUGAUGUAGCCUUCUGUCACUUCUCUCAAUGAAAGAACUCUGCAACUUGUCUGUAAUAAAGUCAUUUCCACGGUAAA